UUCAGACUAUCACACUCUUUUCCAAACUCAGCCUCACGGCCCAUUACAUUCUUUUAUUUAGUCACUCUUUCCCGCUACUUCAAGUAGACUUAAUUCACCCAUCCCUCUAAUUCCUAUCCCACGGAAAAUCAACCAGACAAAAUGCGUUCUACCACCAUUUUCGCCUCUGCCUUGGCCUUCGCUGCCUCGGCUUUCGCCCAGACCGCUGGCUACGCCGUCAUGUCUUCCCCUACCGAGGGCACCAAGGUCGAGUCCGGCAAGGCUUUCACCAUCAAGUGGGACGCCGGCAAGUACACCGGCCAGGCCACCAUCUCUCUCCUCGGAGGCGCCAGCCCCACGACUCUUUCUCCCGGCCCCGUCCUGACCACCAUCGACGUCACCGCUGGCUCUUUCACCUGGAACGUUGACUGCUCGCUCGGCACUGACACGACCUACGGUAUCAAGAUCGCCUCCGUCGCCGACGCCAGCGUCUUCCAGUACUCUUUCCCGUUCGCCAUUGAAGGACCCUCGUGCGGCGCCGAGACUACCAGCCGAAGCGCUUCUGUCUCUGUCUCUGCCUCUGCCGGUGGCUACCCCACCGCUGAGGUGAGCAGCUCUUCUGUCGUCUCCAGCUCCAGCUCCAGCACCGUUGGAUACCCCACUGCUCCCGCCUCGUCCAGCAGCGUCGUUUCCAGCCCUCCCACUUACCCGACUACCGCCCCCGUGGCCAGCUACGCCGUCAACAGCACCACUAGCGCUGUUGUCGUCCCCAGCUACUCUGCUUCCGCCCCCGUCUACCCCUCGGGCAACCUUUCCAUCACCGCCAGCUACCCGGCCACCACGAUCCUGACCAGCGCCGUCGGCGUCACCCCCAGUGCCAGCGCCACCACUUCCGCCCCGGUCACCGUCGUCACCGGUGCCGCCGCUGCCAACGCGGCCGGCUCCUUCGCCCUCAUCGGCGGUAUGGCCCUCGCCGCCCUCGCCAUGUAAAGCCGUGGUUCACGUUUUCUCUGGGACUAAAGGAAAAAUGGGGAUUGGAAAUUAAUGAACUUAAUUGAAUUAGCCUGUCUGAUACGGACGACAGCUUAGGAUUCGUGGUUGUGCGCUGUGGAUCCUAGGUAAAACCGUUUGACGGAUGCGAUUUGGUAAUCGUAUAAUGCCCGCACGUUUCUUGUCAAUUACUUGAUCGGCGCCUUGUCGCAUCCUGAAUAUAUACCUUUUGAAACUACUUUCAUGACUUGCCUCGUUUUCGUGUGAUGUUUCUCUUUCUACGUGUAGCGUGAUAGAUCACUUUCAAUGGCUCUCGGUUAUAAGAGAUAGGUAUAUUGUAAACGUCGUUUCAUGGCAAACGAAACAGCGUCGAGGGCUAUAUAAGAUGUAGUUGGAAUAUGCUUCGAAAGGGAGAGCCAAGGUCGAAUAAGUAAAACAUCGGACGUCCUCAAGGUUUCAACUUAAUGACUAAGACUCCAUAAGUAAAGGUAACCAGGCAAGUAGGUUCAACCGUCAACUUUUAAGUAUAUGUCACUUCCACGUGGCCGCGCGUCCGGCUGCAUGUGUAACUUCAUUAAGG
Messenger RNA from Annulohypoxylon truncatum, 1549 nucleotides. RefSeq names its product Ser-Thr-rich glycosyl-phosphatidyl-inositol-anchored membrane family-domain-containing protein. The transcript has 2 exons. NCBI's taxonomy places the organism in Eukaryota, Fungi, Ascomycota, Sordariomycetes, Xylariales, Hypoxylaceae. The record is from RefSeq and is a predicted model, not a curated record. The coding region runs from base 142 to 969 and encodes 275 amino acids.